Messenger RNA from Porites lobata, 259 nucleotides. The record is from the annotation of a GenBank genome assembly. NCBI's taxonomy places the organism in Eukaryota, Metazoa, Cnidaria, Anthozoa, Scleractinia, Poritidae.
AUGGCACUGGAACAGUCCGUAAAUGCGGACUCUAAGAAUUGGUAUUUCCCAGAACCAUGUGCACUAAAUCGAUGGUUCAUCACUAGUCAUGAGCGUGCGUCAGUUACAACAGCUCUGAAAGAUAUAUUUUCGCAAGAGCGCACCCGCGUAGAUAUACACAAAGAGGCUGCCGCAAAAACGGGUAGCACGCGAUUAGGCUGAUGUUCAGAUUCUUAUCUCUCUCUUUACAAGCGAUCUGAUGAGUAAUCCUUUCACGUAA